AACUGCACUGUAGGAUGGACAGUUCUUGUAUGUCUAUGCAGGUUUGUGGUGGAACCUGCUCUUAUAGUGACCUUCGUUUUGCAGUGAAGGCACUCUGCUUUCUUGUUCCCAAUAUCUUUAAACUGCAGCCAGAUGCUGCUUCGCUUUCUAGUGUCACUCAUAGUUAAACGACACGACAAUGCAAGACGCACACACGCUCCUCAGUCCGCUCUGUCUCUCUCUUCACUUGCAGUGGAGUCAAGUGGUGUGUCUGCCCCCGCCCCCUCUCUGUUUACACAUCCUUAAUUCUCACGUGAAUGCCGCAUGCUGGUCGCCAUGCUGGCCAAUCAUAACAGACCUCUGUGAAAGUGAAACCUAAGCAGCGAAUGGGCAAAAAACUGGGAGCCGGCUCUCACUCGAUGCGAGCCGGCUCUUCUGAUUCACUACAAAGAGCCGGCUCUCAGAGCCGAUGCUUGUGCGCAUGACCCAUCACUAAUCUUCAUACUGUACUGUCUUUGGUGGGAACGACGCAUAUGGCUGAGAAGCAAAAUUAGCAACAAAAUAACGCAGUCACUGGUAAAAGUGACAUCUGACGUUGAUCUCGACAGUUUCAGGGAUAAACCAGAGUCAAGAAGAUGGCUGACACAGAGCAAACAAGUGCCCCUCCUCCCCCUCAAUUAGGGACAGUGCAAUUCAUGUUGGCUAACAAACUAGAGACGGCAAUGUGGCUCUCGCGGCUCUUCACCGUCUAUUGCUCAGUAAUGUUCAUUCUACCUCUCUUAGGACCCGAGGCGGUCGCCAAUUUCUAUCAGCGUGCGCUGCUGGCCAACGCCCUCACCAGUGCUCUGCGGCUGCACCAGCGGCUCCCCCACUUCCAGCUCAGCAGAGCCUUCCUAACCCAGGCACUCCAAGAGGACAGCUGUCACUACCUGCUGUACUCCCUCAUCCUGGUCAACUCUUACCCUAUCACAAUGAGCAUAUUCCCAGUCUUCCUGUUCUCGUUGCUUCAUGCAACCACCUACACAAAGAAGGUUCUUGAUGCAAUGGGCCCCAAUAGCCUGCCCUUCAUGAGGAACUUCCUCAACAAGCUCUCGGUCAACCAGCAGAACAUCCUGAAGUUCAUCGCCUGCAAUGAGAUCUUCCUCAUGCCAGCCACCAUAUUCAUGCUCUUCAGUGGCCAGGGAAGCUUGCUGCAGCCUUUCAUUUACUACAGGUUUAUAACUCUCCGCUAUACUUCAAGGAGAAACCCAUAUUGCCGCACCCUGUUCUCAGAGCUGCGGAUCCUGCUGGAGCAUUUCAUCAUGAAGCCUGCCUGCCCCCCCUUCUUCAGAAAGAUGUGCCUCAACAGUAUCGCCUUUAUGAGCCGCCUGGCCCCCACCAUAGUGUGACCUUACUUCCUGUUCCCACACAACCAUAGUUUGUACUGUAAGGGGCGUGGCAGCAUUUCAACUCAAGAGGGACUGACAAACAACUUUGAGAGCGAGGAAAAAAACCUUUUUGAAUGUUAGUCUGGUCUGUCUUCCUGCGGCGCUGUUCAAAUGCUAGAGCGGAGGCUGAGGUUCGGCCUACGACGCACUGAAAACCCCCGAUCGUUUUCGAUAUGGCUUUAUGGAACAGCUGAACACUCACUCCCCCCUCCUCCACCCCCUCUUCUCUCUCUCUUUGGGAAUAAACACCAGCUGACUAUCUGAUGUGUUCUACUUAUAAGGAUUGACCUUAUGAUGGUUAAAUGUCUUUGGUCUGUCCUGUAUGAUUUAUUUAUUCAUGGGAAAUACUUGUUCUUCUUAAAAAAAAAAAAAAAAGACUUCUGAGAUUAGAUAAUUCAAUUGUACUAUACAUAGUUGCAGUCAUUUUUGUAUAGCUUAAUCAUAUUGUGCUUUUCAAAGGCGAGAUGAGAUGUCAGUUGCUCUUUUUUUUUACAUCCACUAAUUCCAUUUUAUACAUUAGUUUUCUUAGCGGCAAGCAUUGGUUAUGAUUUUGUCUUAAAACACGUUUUUACUCUUUGAAUUUGAAAUGUGAUCUAUGCCAUGUAACUCACUACUUAGAAAAUGUGUUGGCAGAGUCCAAAAGGGCCCUGAAAUGAAAAAGCAGCAUAUAUGCUGUAUUUUGAAGACUUGAAUGGUACAAGGACAUGUAGUUGUAGGAUUUAUGCUUGAAAUUAAUCAGUUUCACUAUACCAGCAGUUCCUCAGUCUGUGCACAAAGCACAUGUUCUGCAGUAAAUGGGAAGGACUAGGCUGGCUUCAAAUGCAAGUGUAUAUUUGCAUUUUGAAUAGGUUUUCUAAUUGAAAAUGUCUUUAAAUUCACGUUCGAUUAAACUGAUUUGAGGCUAAUA
Messenger RNA from Coregonus clupeaformis (lake whitefish), 2313 nucleotides. RefSeq names its product transmembrane protein 33. NCBI's taxonomy places the organism in Eukaryota, Metazoa, Chordata, Actinopteri, Salmoniformes, Salmonidae. Gene Ontology annotation, biological process: membrane organization; endoplasmic reticulum tubular network organization. Bases 615 to 1367 code for a protein of 250 amino acids. Gene Ontology annotation, cellular component: endoplasmic reticulum; membrane. The transcript has 8 exons. The record is from RefSeq and is a predicted model, not a curated record.